AUGGAGCACGAGAAGGGCACCGCCACAAACGGCGCAAGCAAUGGAACUGCCAGUGCCCAGGCCCCUCGCACCAAGAUUUGCGUCUUUUGCGGAUCAAGUGCUGGUGCGAGCCCUGCUCACAUGGAGGCGGCACGGCAACUAGGCGAGAUCAUGGCCAAGAACAACAUCGACUUGGUGUACGGCGGCGGCACGGUCGGUCUAAUGGGCGAGGUCGCCAAAACCGUCUGUUCCAUCAACGGCCCCGACUCGGUACAUGGCAUCAUCCCCGAAGCUCUGGUGCGAUAUGAGCGAGAUGGAACGUACCAAACCCUCAGCCGAGACAACCAGUUUGUCCCCAGCGAGUCCAUGUACGGCCGCACCACAGUCGUCAAGGACAUGCACACGCGCAAGAAGCUCAUGGCCGAGGAGGUGUUUAGCGGCGGUCCCGGAAGCGGCUUCAUCGGCUUGAGCGGCGGCUACGGCACCAUGGAGGAAGUCUUCGAGGUCAUUACCUGGAACCAGCUGGGCAUUCACACCAAGGGCAUCUGCUUGCUCAACGUUGAGGGAUACUGGGACGGUAUUGUGCAGUGGAUUGCCAAAGCUUCGGAGCAGGGCUUCGUCAAGCCGGGAAACGACAAUAUUCUGGUAUCGGCAACGGAUGCCGAGGGCGCAGUCAAGGCUCUGCGGGACUACAGAGUCUCGGAGGCUACGUUCAAGCUGAAAUGGGGCACGCAAUAA
This is a messenger RNA of Ustilaginoidea virens, 717 nucleotides long. RefSeq lists its product as uncharacterized. The transcript is spliced from 2 exons. Lineage: Eukaryota; Fungi; Ascomycota; Sordariomycetes; Hypocreales; Clavicipitaceae. Gene Ontology annotation, molecular function: hydrolase activity, hydrolyzing N-glycosyl compounds. The record is from RefSeq and is a predicted model, not a curated record. Bases 1 to 717 code for a protein of 238 amino acids. Gene Ontology annotation, biological process: cytokinin biosynthetic process. Gene Ontology annotation, cellular component: cytosol.